ACACACCCCGCGCUCCUUUUGCUUGCUGCCCCACCAUCCUCUCUAAAAGUUCUAUAAUCUCAAACUUCCACACCUGCUACAUCAAAAGACCCAAGUAAAACAAUCAUAUAUUUAUAAAUCGUUUAACUACAGGUCUUAUACAUCUCCUUACAUCCAUCCACAAUGCCGCCCUCUGCCUCUUUUCCAGCACCUACUGCCGACAACAUCCCGGCAAAGAACCGAACAGCCUAUCUAAAAGCAACAUACACCAACUCGAACUCCUCCGACCCUUCGAUAUCGUCAGCCGAAGCCUUUGCGCUUUCGACACCCCUCUCCCUCCCCGAAUCUAACGUCACAACACACAAAAUAUCAUACCUACGCACCCUGCGUGAAGCAGUGUCCUCUCUACAAGGUGACGUGAACAGCGAGCUGACAGCGCGCAUGGAAAAAGAGGCUCACGAAGCGGCUGUCGUUGGGGAUGGCAAAAGGGGUGGGAAGAGCAUUACGGCUGCUGGCGUCGACGAGGCGGUCGAGGAGGAGAAUUAUGGGGAGGAGGUAGUGGAAGAUGAUGAGGAAUGAUAACUGGAUGCUCGACGUGGAUAUUUGCUCGAGGCUACUCUUCUAUGCUUCUCUAAAUCAACAACGCAGCAAGAAAACGUUAUCAAUUUAACUGUGGUCUAGACGCGAGGGGUAUUGCCUACUUAAUCGCCGCUGCUCUCCAGAAGUAUGCAACGAUACCCGUUGGAAUG
Molecule: messenger RNA, 728 nt
Organism: Daldinia loculata
Lineage: Eukaryota; Fungi; Ascomycota; Sordariomycetes; Xylariales; Hypoxylaceae
Exons: 1
Coding region: 163-558 (131 amino acids)
Source: RefSeq, a predicted model, not a curated record